ACUACUCGAGGCCAAGUACCCAAAAAAAACACAUCGGGGCACUAAGAAGAACUCGAUUUAGACGUUUCACACACACGCGCGCGCACACGCGCACACACACUUACAUUGCGCGUUGCGCGCGCGCGCACACACACACACACACGCGCGCGCGUUGUACACACUCUGCAUUUACAGCUCGAGUGCUUUCUUUUUAAGUCCAUGUGAAGAAGAAGAAGAAGAAGAGGAAGAAGGAGAAGAGGAAGGUGCUUCCACGGAUUAGACGUUUUCACCUAUUUAUUAGAACUUUGGCGACGCUGUUUGACUGGACACUGGCCGGCAGGAAAGUUGAAGCGAUUAGAUUGAUUAGACUUUACACACAAAACGAGGUGUCUGGCGGUGAAUCUCCCUCAUGAUUACGCUGUACACAGCAGCUCACACAAAUACAUGUAUCAGGAGUACACAGAGAAAGUGAAUGAAGCUCAAGGGCUGGGAUUAUCUCACGUUGCUCCACAAGUCCUCCUUCUUUAACCCUGACCACAUGAUGGUUGGCUCCAGAGGCCAGUGGGGUAUCGAUGACUAGGUCUAAAUGGGAGGGCUUCUGGACAAAGCCAGCCUUCUAUUAUGGCUGCUUGUGCCCUGAACUGCCUACUCACGAUGAACCCUAAUAACCUGCCUGAGAAGAGCAGCCCUCGGACUGCAAGGCCUGUGCUUCCAGUGCCGGACCGAUCCACCUACAGCCCACGGCUGGGAAGGAGCAGCGGUUUGUACAGCCCGGGCAGCUUGAGUCCUAGCUCUUCUAGCACAUCUUUUGUCUUUCCCUCCGGUGUGACCAGCACCAACAACUCCAGAACACGCUCCCCAUGUCGCUCGCCAGACCUGCUGGGGGUGAACGUGGGCACCCGGGUGCGCAGGCUGAGUGGGACAGACCCCGAGGAGGAGCAGGAGGAGGAAGAGCGACGCGCUGCUCAGCAGCUCCAGCGCAGCAAGGAGCUCCAGAAUGUAGAGGUGAACAAGAAGGUGUAUCUUUUUGAGGCUCAUAUUUCAGCACAGGCCCAGAACAGGGAGCUCCAGCGCAGCCCUCGGAUUUCCAGGAGACCGGGCCCUGUACAGAAUUCUGGCCCCAUACCUCAGCCGGACAAACCCAGCUCCAUCUCUGACGUAGACAUUACGGAUGUCUGGAGCGUCCCUCAGCAGCUGCAGAACGGGAAGAACUCCCGAGGGCUGGAGAAACAUGGAGAAAAAAACAAUACAGUUAAUACAAACAAGCAAGACGGUAACCUGCAGGGAAACAAAUCAGCUGACCGGUUGAUGAACAGCUUGUCCACAUCACAGGGGACCGGCGACGACUCGACUGCUACUAAGCUAACAGAGACGAACGAGGACGGAGCUCAGUUUCAGGUGGAUGCCGAGGACAGGGGCACCAUCCCUGCCGUCAUAGUGACAGACCACGGAAUAGAGGCUGGCGGAGAGGGUCAGGAGGUCAGCCCACAACCCUCACAAGCACUGCGAAAGCUCUCCUCAUCGUCUGCCUCUUCCACUGGAUUCUCCUCUUUGGAGGAAUCAGAGGAGGACCUCUCCAGUGACCCGGAACGCACACCGGCCUUCCUCCACACGCAGCAGAGAGCACAUAAAUCAUGGAAGAAGAUCAAGAACAUGGUGCAGUGGUCGCCUUUUUUAACGUCCUUCAAAAAGAAGUAUCCGUGGAUUCAGCUGGCUGGCCAUGCAGGUAAUUUCAAGGCCGGAGCUUACGGCUGCAUCCUGAAGAAGCACUGUGAGUGCGAGCAGCGCUGUUUGAUCCGGUUGAUGAACGACGUGCUCAAGCCGUACGUCCCGGCCUACCAUGGUGACGUGGAGAAGGACGGUGAGAAGUACAACCAGAUGGAAGAUCUGCUGGCUGAGUUUGAGACGGCCUGCGUCAUGGAUUGCAAGAUGGGCGUCAGGACAUAUCUGGAAGAAGAGUUGACGAAAGCCAGGAAGAAGCCGACUCUGAGGCCCGAUAUGUACCAGAAAAUGAUUGAAGUGGAUGAAGAUGCUCCCACACCGGAUGAACGUGAGCAGAAAGCAGUUACCAAACCACGCUACAUGCAGUGGAGAGAGACCAUCAGCUCCACGGCCACGCUGGGCUUCCGCAUCGAAGGCAUCAAGAAGGAAGACGGGACAGUAAACAGGGACUUUAAAAAGACCAAGACUCGGGAACAGCUGACCGAGGCUUUCCAAGAUUUUCUCAAAGGAAACAGGAAUAUCCUGGCUAAAUAUCUCAGCCGGCUACAGGAAAUCAAGGACACUCUGGAAGUCUCACCGUUUUUCAAGACACAUGAGGUGAUUGGCAGCUCUCUCCUUUUCGUCCACGACAAGCACGAGAAGGCGAAAGUGUGGAUGAUCGACUUCGGCAAAACUACGCCGCUGCCUGAAGGCCAGGUCCUGAACCACCGUACCCCGUGGGUGGAGGGAAACCGUGAGGACGGCUACCUCUACGGCCUCGACCACCUCAUAGACAUUCUUAGCAACAUGGCCAUGUAAAAAAAAAGAUUGCUGUGUUCCAAUAUUGUUUUUAAUGCACCCUUGUUGACUGCUCUUGAUACUCCUUUAUUAGUUCCCCAAAAAGGACUGAGCACUAGCGGUCUGUAAACCAAAAGGGAACCUGAUUUCACAUCAUUGACCAUACGGCCACAGAUUUACCCCUUUAAUCUCUUAUGUAUACUUGAAGAGAAGUCAACAAGCAUGUUAAACACAGAUUUGGAACACAGGACACGUCUUCCUCCUCCUCCUCCUCUUCCUGAAGUUCUCUUUAUUCUGCCCUGGGUAUAUCACUCGCACUACAAUACAGGACCUGCCUGGGUUACCACAGAAAGCUACUCCCUCACCCAUCAACCCCCCUCCCAACACACACACACACACACACACACUGUUUGCAGAAUAGACGGGCCAGAUGUAUUUUUGCUGUGUGUAUUUGUAUGUAUGUAAAGAUACUGAGGCUGUACAUAUAGUAUAAAUAUAUAUAUAUAUCUAUAUAUAUAGUAUAUAUAGUGUAGAGAUUGUACAGUAUGAUGUUUCAGUAGUGGAGGUCACUUGGAAGAUUUUCUGUAGCUUUUUCAGUCUGCGUUCGAAUGUAAGAGUCCAGCUUUUCUCCCUUUAACUCGAGUGUUGCAGGGUCGAGCGCUCGUGCCUUGGUCUCGCUUUCGAAAGCAUUUUAACUUACAGUGAAGAUUUUUUUCAGUAGGUUUAAUAUCAUAUUUCUAUUUAAACGGGUUUAGUCUCUUUUUUAUUUUUUGUUGUUUUUUUUUUUUAUCGGGGACGUGAUGUGUAGUUCUAUGAUAUUUAUUAUAUAGAGCCUAACUGUAAGAACUGACAGUUUUGUUGUAGUUGUGCCUAUAGUAAUUUAUUCUACAUGAUUUUUAAAAAACAAAAAAACAAAACAAAACAAAGAUUGUAUCAGGGACCCGAAAAAAAUCUCAGCAGUAACGUUUCUGGAAUCAUGGACAAUGGUGUGGUGUGUGUGAGCUCAAACUAGCUUUAAAAACGUAGCUGUUAAGCAGGAAGUUAUCAUACUGUACACCAUACGAGGGAUUUCUACUAAAAAAAUAAAACGUAAUAAAUAUCUCAUAAUCUCAGCAGUCAGAAUGUUUUCCCAUUCUACUGACUUUAUUUAUUUAUUUACAGCGUGUAAAAGUGAAGGUCAGAACAGAGCUUCGACCGUUUAUCCGCUAAAGCUAAUCAGCUAAUCAUCAUCUCAGUUCUCUCAGUACUACAGCCUGUUGUUCUUCUAAGAAACAAAAGGUUUUCGUGUGUUUUUACGCCAUAAAAACAAAAUUUUCCCUCUUUCAAACGCUCCGCCGCCGUCGUGAUUGUCGUCAUGAGCCUUCAAUCUGAAUCUGCUCUCACGUUCGAAAGUAUUCACUAACCUAGAAAAUUUAGAAGAGUGGAACUUUCUGUAAGUUUUAAAGGUUGGUACUAGAGUUAGUCGCCACUACCAGUCUGGAAAUGUGAAUGAGUUAGUUAGUGAAGGUGGAGUUGGAGGUGGAGGUGAUGUCAGAACAGACUGAAAUAUUCAUUUAAAUUUGGCUCCCAGUAACAAGGUAUAAUAUUAUCAGAUAUUUCUGAUAUCAAGCUGUAAUAAUCCAAAAAUCUUCAGAUUCGGGGUUUUGUAGUGCGGUUUCUGAACUUUCUCAACAUGCAAAUUCUGCAGAAGUGUUGAUGAGAUUCCAGUCUGAUCCCAAGAUUUUGAUAUUCUCCACAUGUUCAUGCUUUGACAUGGUUGACCAAAAGCGUCACGUUGCUGUAGAUCUCCUCAUCUGGUUUGUGGUUUGUUGUUAAAAGGGUCACUCACACGUGACGUGAAGUGCAUCCGGUUUGAAUCCAGGUGAUUGCUGUUUGCAUGGCUAUUUGCUAUGCAAAAUCCGUCAGUCUCUGCUCCGGCCAAACAUUUGGCUGCGGUCCAACGAAAAGCCGGUCUGUGAUAAAAGCUGAUUUGUGUGUGAAUGCCUGCUGAUGGACGUUCAUUGUGGUUCAUGGAACCACAACUGGAACCUUCGAGUCAGCACUUAAGCUCAUGUGCCUAGAUUCAUCCUGAUCUGUACUUCAUCAUCACAGAUUCAGCUCUGCACUUUUAUUUUAUUUGUACUAACUCACUAAAGAUAAAAAAAAAGUGUGUCCUUCCGUUAAAUGGGCAGAAUUAAACUUAAGCUACAGAUCGUCUGUGUUUGUCUUUUUGUUUGUAUCUGUAGGUGAAGCCUUUUCGCUUUUUUCCACCCAAACGAUCACAUUAGCUUACUCUGCAGCAAAGAUCUCACUGACCCUGACCCAGUGUGGUGAUUUUACAUUAAGAUUACAGUACGAUAUUGUUGUUAAAUUAUUGUCUCGGGUUCGACUGAAAUAAAAUCAAACGCACAACAAAAAAAUGUCCUUGUAAA
Messenger RNA from Hemibagrus wyckioides, 4889 nucleotides. RefSeq names its product inositol-trisphosphate 3-kinase B (gene itpkb). Bases 601 to 2499 code for a protein of 632 amino acids. Gene Ontology annotation, biological process: inositol phosphate biosynthetic process. Lineage: Eukaryota; Metazoa; Chordata; Actinopteri; Siluriformes; Bagridae. Gene Ontology annotation, molecular function: inositol-1,4,5-trisphosphate 3-kinase activity; inositol tetrakisphosphate kinase activity. Gene Ontology annotation, cellular component: nucleus; cytoplasm. The transcript is spliced from 9 exons. The record is from RefSeq and is a predicted model, not a curated record.